AAAAAUUUGUUGACGUGGUGCAAGUUGCAGUGUGAUGGGUACGACAGGGUUGCCGUCAGCAAUUUUACGUCAUCGUGGAAAAGUGGUUUGGCAUUUUGUGCCAUCAUUCAUCGAUACAGACCGGACCUCAUAAACUAUGCCUCUCUUAAUGAGAAUGACACGUACGAAAAUUGCAAAUUGGCAUUUGACACUGCCCUAUCUCUCGGCAUUCCUGCCCUACUUGAUCCAGAAGACAUGGUCAUAAUGACGGUGCCCGAUAAGUUAUGCAUCAUAACUUACGUCUCACAGUAUUACAAUUAUUUCCACAAUAUGCCU
Messenger RNA from Helobdella robusta, 315 nucleotides. RefSeq lists its product as hypothetical. The transcript is spliced from 3 exons. The annotation marks the transcript as partial. NCBI's taxonomy places the organism in Eukaryota, Metazoa, Annelida, Clitellata, Rhynchobdellida, Glossiphoniidae. Gene Ontology annotation, molecular function: protein binding. The record is from RefSeq and is a predicted model, not a curated record.